AUGGCCUUCCAAGCACAGCAUGCUCCCGCACAAGGAGGCUACUAUCCCCCUCCUCCCGGCCAGGGCGGAUAUCAACAACCACCGCAACAGCAGCAACAUCAGCAGCAGCAGCAGCAAGCGCCGUAUAGCUACCCUCCUCCACCUCAAGGCGGCGCCGCCCACUACCCACCACCACCGCCAAAUGCUGGAUCGCCUCCUCCUCUGGUAGCCCAAACACCGCCGAUGCAGGUCGAGAGUAAUAUGCCUGGCGCCCCGCCCUCCGGCCAGUUCGUUGGCACGCAAGCUACCACUGCAGACGAUGUUGGCACAUUUAACGGCGGUAGCUACCGUAUCAGCCAUCGAGACACCAACUCGGUUCUCACAAUCCAGCUAGCGAUGGGCUGCCCAUUGACUGCAAAGCCAGGUGCCAUGAUUGCGAUGUCUCCCACCGUAUCGCUGAAGGGAUCUGUGAAGUUUUCUAUGAAAAAGAUGCUUGCUGGCGGCGAAAUGUCCUCAUCAACGUAUACCGGGCCUGGUGAAUUACUGCUAGCGCCCACCAUGCUUGGUGAUAUCUCCCUCCUUAAACUCAAUGGACAGGAGCAGUGGUCCGUUGGUAAAGAUGCGUUCCUUGCAUGUACACAGGGGAUAGUCAAGGACUAUAAAAACCAGGGCCUGAGCAAGGCCUUUUUCUCCGGGGAAGGUCUGUUCGUCUAUAAGAUCAGCGGGACUGGUAUCCUGUUCAUUCAGAGUUUUGGUGCGAUCAUAAGGAAAGACUUGAUGGAUGGUGAGAAAUAUAUCGUCGACAACGGUCACCUCGUCGCGUGGAACUCCAAGUAUGUCAUGGAGCGCGUCGCCUCUGGUGGUAUGCUAUCGAAUCUUAGUGCCGGCGAAGGCCUCGUCUGCAAGUUCACUGGCCCGGGAACAAUCUACUUGCAGACAAGAAAUCCUGCUGCAUUUGCAACCUGGAUGCUUGCACACGGAGGAGCCGCAGCCUAA
Arthroderma uncinatum is the source of this 975-nucleotide messenger RNA. RefSeq lists its product as uncharacterized. The coding region runs from base 1 to 975 and encodes 324 amino acids. Lineage: Eukaryota; Fungi; Ascomycota; Eurotiomycetes; Onygenales; Arthrodermataceae. The record is from RefSeq and is a predicted model, not a curated record. The transcript is spliced from 3 exons.